This is a messenger RNA of Tuber aestivum (summer truffle), 326 nucleotides long. Lineage: Eukaryota; Fungi; Ascomycota; Pezizomycetes; Pezizales; Tuberaceae. The record is from the annotation of a GenBank genome assembly.
AUGCCUAAGACAUGGAGGGAGGAGAGGGGGGUAUUCAGCUCUGCCGGAAAUAUCGAUGCUUUUAGAAAUCGCGGAAAUGUAUGACAAGAUAGCCAUUGCGGUAUGAUAUGAUUGGAGGGAUAUUUUAUGGUGGGGAAUGUUUCAAGGCGGCGAGAUUGUGUCUGGGCAUCGCGGAGGGGAGUGAAAGCAGGGCACCGUACGGGUGUAAAAUAGAUGAACUAAGCUCGAACUACACGGACUCCAAUGAGUUUUCCAUUCUCGGGACAACGACGACGGAAACACGUGAACUUCUCCCCUACCGGCAGGAGCAAGAAGAGGAGGACUAA